Molecule: messenger RNA, 5290 nt
Organism: Paralichthys olivaceus (Japanese flounder)
Lineage: Eukaryota; Metazoa; Chordata; Actinopteri; Pleuronectiformes; Paralichthyidae
Source: RefSeq, a predicted model, not a curated record
AAGUGGAGGUUCAAUCGUCAAUGCUGAGGCGGUAUGGGACCAUGUGACCAUGGCGGACCGGGAGUUGGCGUUUAAGGCCGGUGACGUCAUCAAGGUGCUGGACGCCUCCAACAAGGACUGGUGGUGGGGCCAGAUUGAUGAGGAGGAAGGAUGGUUCCCUGCCAGCUUUGUACGGGUGGAACCCCACCCUCCUCAGCCCCAAACAAAACAGGUUUUCUAUAUCAACCCCAUAGCAACUCCACGGUUCCAAAACACCACGUCAAAGCUGUGGGUGAACCAGGAGGACGGGGGAGCAGAGCCAGCUGAGGGGACCAGCGAGGUGCAGAACGGGCACCUGGACCCGACCAAUGACUGCCUGUGUCUGGGCUCACCCCUCCAGAACCGAGACCAGAUGAGAGCCAACGUCAUCAAUGAGAUCAUGAGCACAGAGAGACACUACAUCAAACACCUCAAGGACAUCUGUGAGGGCUACCUGCGCCAGUGCAGGAAGCGUGUGGACAUGUUCAACGACGACCAGCUGAAGGUCAUCUUUGGCAACAUCGAGGACAUUUACCGCUUCCAGAUGGGCUUCGUCAGAGACCUGGAGAAACAGUACAACACAGAGGACCCGCACCUCUCUGAAAUCGGACCAUGCUUUUUAGAACAUCAAGAUGGUUUUUGGAUCUAUUCAGAGUACUGUAACAACCACUUGGAUGCCUGUAUGGAGCUGAGCAAACUGAUGAGGGAUGGCAGGUACCAGCACUUCUUCGAGGCCUGUCGCCUCCUCCAGCAAAUGAUUGACAUCGCCAUAGAUGGCUUCUUGCUCACCCCUGUCCAGAAAAUCUGCAAAUAUCCCCUCCAGUUGGCCGAGCUUCUCAAAUACACCGCACAGGAGCACAGUGACUAUCGAUACGUGGCAGCAGCCCUGGCAGUAAUGCGGAACGUCACUCAGCAGAUCAACGAGAGGAAGAGGAGGCUGGAGAAUAUUGACAAAAUCGCCCAGUGGCAAGCUUCUGUUCUGGACUGGGAGGGAGACGAUAUCUUGGACAGGAGCUCAGAGCUCAUCUACACAGGGGAGUUGUCAUGGAUCUAUCAGCCGUAUGGACGCAGCCAGCAGCGAGUCUUCUUCCUCUUUGAUCACCAGCUGGUCCUCUGUAAGAAGGACUUGAUACGCAGGGAUAUCCUGUACUAUAAGGGCCGCAUUGACAUGGACCGCUACGAGGUGCGGGACGCCUUAGACGGGCGCGACGACGAUUUCAAUGUCAGUGUGAAGAACGCAUUCAAGUUGUGCAACAAAGACAGCGAGGAGAUCCACAUCUUCCUGGCCAAGAAGCCGGAGGAGAAGAUCCGCUGGCUCAGGGCCUUCCACGAGGAGAGGAAGAUGGUGCAGGAGGACGAGAAAAUCGGUUUCGAGAUCUCUGAGUACCAGAAGCGUCAGGCGGCCAUGACUGUGAGAAAGGUGACUAAACAGAAAGGUGUAAACAGGUGCACGCCCCCCUCGUACCCGCCCCCGCAGGACCCCCUCAGUGCAGGGCAGUAUGAGGUAACGGAGGACAUGGCACAAGGAGAGGUUUUUGAAUUCAGUCAAUCCAAAAGAGGCCAGGCUCCCUUCUGGCAGAAUUUUAGUAGAUUAGCUCCAUUUAAGAAAUAGAGAUACACAGACUCUUCUGAAGGACCAGCUAUUUUUCUUAGAAGCACUAAACACUGGAUGAUCAUGUCCCAUGAUGAGGAAAAAUAUGAAACACACACACACACACAAACACAAGAGACUCCGAAGUUAAGGACCAAUGUUAAUAUAGAGUGUGAUCUGAAGCAGCAAGAGGACUGAAGACUUGGAUUUAAAACAUUAAGGAAAAAAAUAAACUCAGUUCAUCAUAUUUGUUAGUAACGUUCUUAGUUAUCAUGCUUCUCCAGCUGAGUCAACUGUCAUGAACUCCUUCCCUCGGAUUCUGCAUUGUUCACACCAUCUGAAUGUCCUGGAGUUUAUUGAGAUUGUUAUACUGUAUGAUUUCAUUUUUAAUCCAUCAUCUGGAAAGAAACACAAGCCAAGCCAGGUCAUUCCUCAUGGUAUGAUUGUGUCCAAAAAGCUGAGAUCUUGCUGUGCUGCUAUGUGAGAUUACUUGUUGCAUUCUCCUGAAUGUGAUACUGGACAAUGACGGGCCUCAGCUCCUGGCUGUGGCGUACGACCGGACCCUUGAAGCUCGACUGUCAGCGCCACCUCUGCGUUAGAUCCACCAGACUAUUCAGGCCAUCUCUGCUCCGCUGAUGUCUGCGUCCGGAUCUCCUCCUCACUCUCGACGCCACAUAAUCACUUCCUCUAGCCGUCUGCAUACACAGUCAAAUCCCUCUGACGUCAGCUUCACCCUCCCUCUUUGCAUCCCUCUCUAUCUCUCUACCCACCUGCUCGGCCUCUGUGAGUCAGUGGCUCUCAGAGGAAGAGCCUCGCUUUCUUGGAAGCCCGCCAUUGGCUGUGAUAUGAUGGGUCAGGGAACAAAUCAAUAGUCAGAACAUCAAUAGAAUAUUUACAUCCUUUCACCAACCAAUUCUGACAGGGUAUUCAUAUCCAAUCACGCUGAAGGGGCUGUGGGGUUGAGCUUGCCACUCUGAUGAAACAGCUGGGAGCUGCAGAUAGGCACGCUGCGCUUCACCUGCCUCGUGUCAGAGCCCAUCCCUUCCCCCCCCCACUCUCCCCAGAGACCACCCCUGUAGCACUGUGCUGGCAGCUCACUGGGUGUUUGGAAAGAGCGUGGCCUACCUCCGGUAAUCCACCGAGAGCUAAAAGUGACGUUGAUGCAUUGGCCAAGGUCUAAAACAAUCUCUCUUUUUCACGUCAGCUGUUAAAAAAACAGACUUCUUCUUCUUCUUCUUCUUCUCCUUCUACUUCUUCUUCUCCUUCUACUUCUUCUUCUUCUUCUCCUUCAGUUUACUUUAUUAUUUUGUAUUGCUCACACUGUAAAAAGCACAGCACAUAUUCAGUCUGAGAAGUACUUUAGCAGGGGCAAUGCCACAGCGUGACAAAAUAGGAAAGUGUUCUGUACAGCACAAGGGGAAACGGUCAGAGAAAUAUGGCAGAAAUUUUAAAUGAACAGGACGACCGCAUGAGUCGUGAGUCAGUGCUGCAAAAGUGCACUGUCGAAGCGUUAGCCGAUACCGUAGGGAGGCCGAAAGGUGAAUUUAAUCUGUAGCACGCAGGUGUCUUCUGACAGAUUCAUGAAUCUCCGAAGACUGCAGCUUCAAAUCUUGGCACACUUCCUCCGCCGCCAUGUUUGUUUUCCAGAUCUGAUCCGUGCUCUGGCGGUUAGCUCCGGCUCUCGCUAAGUGAUUUACAAAGGACUGUGGCCCGAGAUCAGAUUGAUCUGUUUAAUCAACAAAAAGCUGCUGCGAGAGAGAGAGAGAUCCUGCCACAGAGUCCGUCAACGGGGGAGUUAGAAAGGAGAAGAUCGACUGAGGAGAAACUACCAAUUCACACACAACAUGAAGGUGUAUUCUUUUCUACAGUUGGAAUGUAAGUGAAACAAACGCCUGUCCAUGAUUUGUGAUCAUACUUUGACCUCAGACACAGACGUACACUUUGUGUUGAAUUAUUAUCACCUGACGGACAGUACAUAUACAGUAUGACAACUUGUGCGAUGUGAUAUAUCAUUAUAUAUCUUCACUAUUCACUACAACGUGAUAUGAAAGAGUUAUAUAUCGUUCUAUGUCAUUUGUUUGCCUUCUUACAGGCCUUAUAACCUAUUGGAAAAAAAAGACCUUCGAACUUGCUUUGUAUGUUGUGUAAUUUAUGUUUUGUUUCAGUAAAGAAAGUUGAGAAACGGGUGAGUUGGCUGCUGGUGUCUGUAGAGAUGGCUCCCAGUGAGAUUGUUUUUUUUUUUUAUUUGGAAGAUAACUCCCUCGUCUGGCACAGGAAAAAGAUAUGGUUCCCAGGCCAUGAUAACCUCAGGUCCAGUGCUACGCCCGCCUGCCCACACCCAUCGCCACGCUCCCCCCAACCCCCCAACCCCACGCCACCACCAGUACCAACAUUCAGACACAAGCAUGCAGGCACGCACACACACAAACACAUAAUCAUGCACAUACUUGCUGGCCCGUUCUGCUGCGGAGAAGAGAGAUGCUAUCUAACAGUGCCUUCCAGCAUUCCACUAGUGAUUAUCUAUUCAGUUUCACAGGCAGAUUUGAAUUAGUCAUGUAUUUUCCCUUCAGUGUGGGACUUGCAUCUCUCACUCUCUCUUUCUCAUACACACUGGGAAUCCCUGAAUCACUUAAGAGGUCAGGCCUUUUCCAUAAGAGUAGAUACUGUGCUGUCUGACUGAAACACUUAAAAACAUCUUAUUAUAUAUUCUGUCACACUUACAUAGCUGUAAUUUUAUUGCACAAUUUUAAAAAAAAAAGACUUUUUUCAGAUGUUUAGAAAAUACAUAGAGUUCCUUUAUCUAUUUAACAUGCUGAGAGAUGGUUUAAUUUCAAUAUAUAUAUCUAGGAAACAAGAAUUUCAUUCGUUUCACAAGUAUAUUAUUAAUGACUGAGUUAUGAAUCGAAAAGAAGAGUCAUCUAUUUUACCUUUAUCGGCUACACACUGUAAAUACUGUAAAAAGGACAGAUCAUAUAUUUGGAUAUUGGUAUUUUGCGUUGGAGACGAAUGUUGUUCCAGUUCUAGCGUGCGGUAGACCUCAUUACCAGGUAAAUGCAUGCUUGUGGCAUCCGAUAUUUUGCAUGAGACUUAAGACAACUCUUAGCAGAUUGUUUAGUUUCCUUUGACUCCUAAUGGGGUCUCUGUUUUCUUAUUUACACCACAACUCAGAACCGUUCAUUUGUGAAGCCACGCCAUCUCACUGAAGGGAGUUCUUUUCUCUGUCCACCUGUCUCCUGCUCACAUAGCGUCGCAGCUCGUAGCUUCUGUUUUUAUUUAUUGUCGAGGAGAGGAGACGUCCUCCCCUCGUGCCGAGUCAAAGACUGAACUGUGGAUAGGUGAUGUAAAGGCACUGAUGCUCUCUUUACCCAGAUAUAAUGGGGACUAUAUAAACUGUAACCUUGUUUUAAACCUUUUAUUUCUCAUUCAUUUCUUUGACUUCAACCUAAGCUGUCAUGGUCCAAACUGCUGGUUAUUUUCUUUUAAAAUGCCAUUAACUGCUGAGGCAAAAAAAAAAAACGGGUAUAAUUUUUCUAUGACAACAGUGAGCCAAAUAGGCGUAAACACCGAUCACGGGUGUUUGUGUAUAGAUUUGUAGUCGAGCAGAAAAGAUGAAUAAAUGCGAAAACCUCUCGGGAUGAUCUAAAAAUAAAUGUAAUCCUGAAGACACACACACACAUACUC